Owenia fusiformis is the source of this 1376-nucleotide messenger RNA. NCBI's taxonomy places the organism in Eukaryota, Metazoa, Annelida, Polychaeta, Sabellida, Oweniidae. The record is from the annotation of a GenBank genome assembly.
GUUGCUAUUCCAAAAAUAAUACUGAGUUCAUGAUAUGAUGCUACUUUGAUAAUAUGAUUUACAACAUAUACAUAGCCAAACGAUUAGAGUUUAUUUCAUCAUUUCAACACAGAUAUCCAUUUAUUAUUUGAUCAACAUUUGAAUCAUGGUCAUCAAAGGAUUUUUAGUGUGUCUUCUUAUAUUCUGCUGUUGCUGCUGCAUGACGGUGAUGCGUCAGGAGCUAGGCCAGCCAUGUACCAGAGAAGACCCUAAAUGUGCAGACAAUGUACCAGGGAGCAUGUGCCACAAUGAACUAUGCAAGUGCAAUGAUACAUACUUUGAGGAGGAUGCAAUUUGUCUCUUAAAACCUGAAAAGCCUGACUUCUACCAACAUAACAGAGGCUCAACCUUUAUCCACAUUCGGAGGUAUGUGUUCCGUAAUCAAAUUCCUGCAAACACGACACUCAUACAAUGGAGGGCUGUUAACAAAGAGCAUGAUCCAAAGACUGGUCAUGAAGAGAUAGCAUGGACAAGGGAACGGUAUACACUCAGAAAUCUCACUGCUGGAGUUCUGUAUGAGAUAAAGAUGCAGAGUAAAACAGGCCGUCGCUUAAGCAAUUCAACAGCAAAAAGACUCAGUACAAUUCCAGCAGAUCCUGUGCCAGUUCUUACUCAUGCAAGCUCAAGUUCUUUGACAAUUGCUUGGGACCAAGCUGGUGUUGCAACAGAAGGCUAUAGGGUUAAUGUUAACCUACCAGCUACAAUAACACGACAAGCAAAUGGAACAACAAUCCACCUGACUGGCUUGUUACCAAAUACAACCUAUACAGUUGGACUACAAGCAUUUUCAAAUGGAUUGGACAGCAGGUUGACAUCUACCAACUUUACAACUUUGCCGUUUGUUCAUCUCACACCUAGCAGUGACCCUAUGCCUACCCCAGUGAUAGUGUUGUUUUGUGUUCUAAUAUUGCUGAUUCUUGGAGUCUUAGGCUACUGUGUGUUCUCAAUGCGUAAAGAGAAGACCAAGGCUGAACCAGUUGGAGAAACAAACCAAGGAAGUACAAUGGAGAAACUAUAAUCUACAAAUCUUCGACUCAGAAAAAUCAGAAAUCAAGCACCUACAUUGUGUCUCCACAUAUAAAGGACUAAGAGACAAAACAAAUAGAAAUGAAAAUGACAAUAUGAGCUAAGGAGAUGAAACUAUUUACAACACAUCAACUUGCAAGAUGAGCAAGCUUUAAAAGUAUAUACUUUGAAUAAGCUGAUAAACCUGAACACUAUGAUUGUUAAUUUAAUUUAUAUUUGUCCCAACAAAGUGUAAUGUUAUAGGUAAAUAUGUAAAGGACGAUUUUCGAUUUGGAGACCCCAAUUCAUCUGCAUACUUCAACAUUAUCAAC